AUGGCAUUUUACGAUGAAGGCACAACAGACGCCCAAUUUCUACCUCGAGCGCUGGGGCCGCGCCGACCAAGACCUGUCACGGAUUACAGCUCGUCCCUAGUCCAAUGGAUGCGUGUGCGGCAACCGAAAUAUAAGGGAGGUAAUAGGUUAGAAUGGGAGCGACCCAGUGGGAGUUAUGCGGUGGAUAUGCUUCCCCCUUUCGCCGCAAUACAUUCUGCUGCAGCUACUAUUCCUGUUCGUCAUUUGCACCAAUCAAUCGGAAAGUCCAAAAAACCUAUUACAGUGGUGAGAUGGACGCCGGAGGGCCGACGUUUACUGACGGGGGGGCACACUGGAGAGUUUAUGCUAUGGAACGGCACUGCGUUCAAUUUUGAAACUGUUAUGGAUGCUCACUACGACCAAUAUCAGGCGGGCGUCACAUCGGCGGAAUGGUCGUAUAGCCACGACUGGUUGAUAUCUGGAGGACAGAAAGGCGAUAUUAAAUACUGGAGACCAAACUUCAACAACGUGGAGACUGUGGAUGAUGCGCAUCACGAUGCUGUGCGAGAUCUGGCGUGGUCCCCAAACGACACUAAGUUUUUGUCCGCGUCAGACGAUACCAUGCUUAAGAUUUUUGAUUUCAAUGCUAGAACGUGCGAAAUGGUUUUGACAGGACACGGUUGGGACGCGAAGUCGUGCGAUUGGCACCCAACAAAAGGCCUGCUGGUAUCAGGCUCGAAGGAUCAUCAAGUCAAAUUCUGGGAUCCGAGAACGGGAAGAUGCCUGACUACCCUCCAUAGCCACAAAAACACUGUCACAACAACGAAAUUUUCGCGAGUCAAUAAUAAUCUACUUGCUACUUCUUCGCGUGACCAAACUGGGCGAAUUUUUGAUUUGCGGAUGAUGCGAGAUAUCUGUAUCCUCCGAGGACAUGAGAAGCCAAUCUCUUCGCUGACCUGGCACCCUAUUCACAGUAAACUUGUGUCAACGGGAAGUGAAGAUGGGUCGUUAUACCACUAUUUAUUGGAUGAACCGAAUGUGCCAGCAGGACAGGCUCCCACCCUUGCUCCCUAUGAUACAACAGACCCAGCCAACACCCCCGCACAAACAAUAUUUCCUGCGCAUCGCAUACAAUUUGCGCACAGUUCGACCAUAUGGUCACUUGAUUGGCAUCCGCUUGGGCACAUCCUUGCCUCCGGGUCUAAAGAUAAUUUUACUCGGUUUUGGUCCAGGGCCCGACCUGGCGAGACCACUCAUUUGAAAGAUAGGUUCCACAUAGGCGAAGAAGCUGCAGAGGCCCAAGGGACAUGGAAUCGCGGAUUUGGCCGUCGACAGAUGCGGGAAGAAGAGGAGCAAGAGAUUCAAGACGAGGCCGAAGGUCUUGUGGACCAAAUACGGCCAAUGGAAUCCUUAUUGCCUGGAAUUCAAGCCAUGCCGCCUGCUGACGGCCUGCCAGGCUUGAUUCCUGGAAUAGGUGGCUCAUAUCCACCACCGCCGCCGCCACCGCCCCCAAUAGAUCUCGCGUCAUCGAUGCCACAUAUAGACCCUGGCCGCCUGGCCGCUAUGCUAUCCUCUGGAGCAAUACCCCCGCCUCCCCCACAAAAUCCGGGUCAGAUGCCCUUCUCACUGCCAGGCAUAAUGGGCGCCUUCCCGCCUAACCCCGCAUUUCCUCCGUUUUCUAACCAAAUGUUCCCUCCACAAUUCGCUCCUCAGCAGCCAAAAUAG
Molecule: messenger RNA, 1704 nt
Organism: Ophidiomyces ophidiicola
Lineage: Eukaryota; Fungi; Ascomycota; Eurotiomycetes; Onygenales; Onygenaceae
Gene: PFS2
Product: pre-mRNA cleavage and polyadenylation factor (CPF) complex subunit
Exons: 4
Coding region: 1-1704 (567 amino acids)
Cellular component (GO): mRNA cleavage and polyadenylation specificity factor complex
Molecular function (GO): protein binding
Source: RefSeq, a predicted model, not a curated record